AUGAUUUUCCCCAGGAGCGUCUUCACAAUCCUAACAGCCGUCGCGGCCAUCUCGGGGGUAAAUGCUUCUCCCUGCAAAGCCACGACGACUUCAGCACCGGCCCAGGAGACACCAGAGACAACCUCAGCCCCGUCCACAACGACCACAACGUCCACAACGUCCACAACGACCACCCAAGAAAUCCAGGUUACAGAGAGAUUUUUCCAGCCCAGGAACGCACGCCGCGACGGGGAAGACGAGUUUAGUGAGCCCGACUGGUCUUUGAGCGACGGCGCUACCAUCGAGGAGGAUGCUGAGAUUGCCCACUCUGGAGACCACUACGUACUGGUACGGAUUGAGGACGACGAGGAGAUGCCCUCAAUCGAGGAAAACUUCACCCAAGAGAUCGAAACUGCCGAACCAGGCGUCCUCUCGUACUCAUGGGCGCUCGCGGACAACCAGGACUUGGGCAAGGACGGUGUUUGCUCCAUCGUCUCCAAGUUGGAUGGCAUCGUCGUCGACACGCUCGAGUUCAACGGCAGCCCUGCCAACCAGUACCAGGAUCACGAAGCCAUCGUUUCGUUUCACUCUCCGAAGCCGGUUUUCUCCAUGGACUUCUUCUGUUCUGGAGGCGAUUUCUCGCGCGUGGGUGUGCUCAUCGACGAUGUGAGCUUGACUGCGGUUCCUCUGAAUCAGGAGUUACGUCGAUGA
Messenger RNA from Ilyonectria robusta, 690 nucleotides. RefSeq lists its product as uncharacterized. NCBI's taxonomy places the organism in Eukaryota, Fungi, Ascomycota, Sordariomycetes, Hypocreales, Nectriaceae. The transcript has 2 exons. The record is from RefSeq and is a predicted model, not a curated record. Bases 1 to 690 code for a protein of 229 amino acids.